Molecule: messenger RNA, 1690 nt
Organism: Schizosaccharomyces cryophilus OY26
Lineage: Eukaryota; Fungi; Ascomycota; Schizosaccharomycetes; Schizosaccharomycetales; Schizosaccharomycetaceae
Product: ATP-dependent RNA helicase Uap56
Exons: 1
Coding region: 94-1398 (434 amino acids)
Biological process (GO): mRNA export from nucleus; mRNA splicing, via spliceosome
Molecular function (GO): RNA helicase activity; RNA binding; ATP binding
Source: RefSeq, a predicted model, not a curated record
GUAUCGUUAUGGUUAUGCCAGUCAUGGGCAUGCGUGCACGUCGACCAAAGUUUCUAUCUUUUACCAACCACCAAGUAAAGAGAAAUUGGUAAAAUGGCAUCUGCUCAGGAGGAUUUAAUUGACUACGAAGAAGAGGAAGAUUUGGUUCAGGACCAAUCUGCUCAAGGAACUACUACUACAGCAGAAACUACUGAAAAUGGUGAAAAAUCCGAUAAGAAAGGUUCCUACGUUGGUAUCCACUCCACUGGUUUCCGUGACUUUUUGUUAAAGCCUGAACUUCUUCGUGCAAUUACUGAUAGCGGAUUUGAGCAUCCUUCGGAAGUGCAGCAGGUCUGCAUUCCUCAAUCCAUUUUGGGAACUGACGUUCUUUGUCAGGCGAAGUCCGGUAUGGGUAAAACCGCCGUUUUCGUGUUAUCUACCCUUCAGCAAAUUGAACCUGUUGACGGGGAGGUUUCUGUUUUAGUCUUGUGCCACACUCGUGAGCUUGCAUUCCAAAUCAAGAAUGAAUAUGCUCGUUUCAGUAAAUACUUGCCUGAUGUUCGUACUUCUGUUUUCUAUGGUGGUAUAAACAUCAAGCAAGAUAUGGAGGCUUUCAAAGACAAAGCUAAGGCUCCUCAUAUCGUCGUCGCUACUCCUGGUCGUUUAAAUGCUCUUGUUCGUGAAAAGAUUAUGCGUGUGAACAACGUUAAGCAUUUCGUUCUCGAUGAAUGUGACAAGCUCUUAGAUAGUGUAGACAUGCGUCGUGAUAUUCAAGAGGUUUUCCGUGCAACUCCUCCUCAAAAGCAAGUUAUGAUGUUUAGUGCCACCCUUUCUAGCGAAGUACGUCCUAUCUGCAAGAAGUUUAUGCAAAAUCCUUUAGAAAUUUACGUUGACGAUGAGACUAAGCUUACUCUUCACGGUCUUCAACAACACUUUGUUAAACUUCAAGAAAAGGAGAAGAACAGAAAAAUUAACGACUUGCUUGACUCUUUGGAGUUUAACCAGGUGGUUAUCUUUGUAAAAUCCGUUAGCCGUGCUAACGAGUUGGAUCGUCUCUUACGAGAAUGCAAUUUCCCUUCUAUUUGUAUUCAUGGUGGUCUUCCUCAGGAGGAACGUAUUAAGCGUUACAAGGCUUUCAAGGACUUUGAUAAGCGUCUUUGCGUAGCUACUGAUGUUUUUGGUCGUGGUAUCGACAUUGAACGUGUCAACAUUGUAAUUAAUUAUGACAUGCCCGAUUCUCCUGAUACUUAUCUUCAUCGUGUCGGCCGUGCUGGUCGUUUCGGUACCAAGGGUUUGGCCAUUACCUUCGCUAGCUCCGAUGAAGACUCUCAAAUUUUGGACAAGAUCCAGGAACGCUUUGAGGUUAAUAUCACUGAGCUCCCUGAUGAAAUUGAUGUCAGCUCUUACAUGAAUGCUUAGUUUUAUUCAUAGAAACAAAAAAAUUUUCUUAUAUUCCCUUAUGCUUUUCAAUACCUUCCUGUGCGAUCUUCUUAGUGCGACAUUGCGUUACAACUGUUUAUAUAUUAUUACCUUCUUGUACACUUAUUCUGUUUUACCCUCGUUCUUUUCUGUCCUACUACUAGUGGUGACUUUAUACUUUCUUUUUUGGUGACAUUGAGGCCUCUGUUAUUCAUUCUUUUGUAUUUCUAGCUAGUGAGAAUGAUGGGUUGAAAAUUCUAGCUUAUGCGUAGUAGCGUGCAUACCUUUAUCA